Molecule: messenger RNA, 2455 nt
Organism: Trichomycterus rosablanca
Lineage: Eukaryota; Metazoa; Chordata; Actinopteri; Siluriformes; Trichomycteridae
Product: tandem C2 domains nuclear protein
Exons: 11
Coding region: 103-1536 (477 amino acids)
Cellular component (GO): nucleus
Source: RefSeq, a predicted model, not a curated record
GUCUGAAGAAAUUUGGUCUACUAAGUCCGGUAUUCUUGUUUGGCUAUCAGUAAAAGGCGAGUGCAGAGCUGAGGUUGUCCUCAGAGAAGUCUGAAGUUCAUCAUGGCGAUGAUGGAAUGUAUUAAAAAUUGCUGCAAGAAUUUUCUGAACAAGGAGAAAGAACCAGAACUUCAAAUCGUCACCAUUCCAACCCUUUCACCAGCACCAGAAGUAGAAGUUCGAAAAAGCGCGUUGGGCGUCUCGGAGGAUUACCUUCUCUCCAAACUGCCUCCUGAUGGUAGAGAAGUGCCAUUUGUGCUCCCUUUAUUCAAACCCUCCUAUGUACAGCCGCAAGGUCUCCGGUACCCCACCUACCAGGGUGGACUACAUGACUCCUCUCCUUCAAAUUCAGCAAGAGUCACAUAUGAAGAGAGGAAAGCGGAGCUUGCUGCUGCAUCAGACAUGGUAUACGACCCUACUAUGUCUUUUCAUCAGAGUCACUUGAUCAGCUACAUCUCCCCAGGAGCCAUUAAAGGGCCCUUUCUGAAAGGCAACUAUUCAUCAGCCUUGGACCAGAGCGCGAAGCAGAGACUCCGUGCGUCAAUGAUGGAUCUGUCCAGUCCUCACAGCCCCAUUCAGCGCCACGACUCACUGACAAGUGUCCCAAGCAGUACAUCCUCCAUACAGGAUUCUUUUGGGAGCAACCGGAGCAUUGAGUCGAGCACAGUGUCGAGUGAGGACAGGGAGCAGGAUUUGGGGAAAGUGUGUGUAAUACUGAGGUAUCAGGAGGAUGUGGAGCAGGUGUGGAUCACAGUGGUGGAGUGUAAGGAUCUGUGUUUGAGCUCGGAGAGUGCUAAACAACAGCGGGUCGGCUUUAAAGGGGUCAUCACCAUGGCAAAGCCUGUGCAGUUUAAGACUUCAGUAAAGGAAGCGACACCAGAUCUGCUUUUCAUGGAGACCUUUGUAUUCACUCUUAACCUGGAGCAACUGCGCAGUUCUGCACUGGUACUGCGACUGCAGACACACACCCCUCGCAAACACACACAGGGAGAGUGUAUGAUAUCCCUUCGAACACUCGGACCGCAGGAAACCCAACACUGGCUGGACCUAAGCCCACCCUGCAAAACACACGUUUGUCAUGCCGAGCUCCAGCUAUCCACAUGCUUUCAACCAGUCAGCAGCCGAAUUCAGCUGCAGAUCCUCACCGCUCAAAACUUACCAACAUCAUCCUCACUCCGCACUCAGAGGUUCUAUGUAAAAGUGGAGAUGUUUAGGGAGGGAUGCUUUCUGCUGAAGAAGAAGACAAAGAUUGUGAAGUCAUCUGGAAAUCAGGUGCAGUGGGGCGAGUUCAUGUUUCUGCCAAUCAGCAUACAGGACCAUGAGAUCCAGCUGGUCGUUAGACUCUACAGUUGUGGAUCUAUACGCAGAAAGUACCUGCUCGGACAGGUCAUGCUGGGUUUUAACAGCCCUUCAGCAGACGCUGUGGAACAGUGGAGAGACUCCGUUAAACACCCAGAAAAAGUUGUGACUGCCUGGCACAGACUGAGCCACUCCUGAGAAAAAGAGUCAUUAUAGAAAGACAAACAGGUGGACUAGGUGUUUACCUUACACUGGACACAGGACUUAAACACCACAUAGUACAGGUGUAUUUAUGAAGUCAUGGACCUCUUAUGUUUUUGUCUGUGGUAUUUAGAGAAUUAGCAUACAAUUAUUUUUUACAAAUAUGAAUGUUUUAUUUCAUGCAGUAGCAUUUUACAGAGUCACCAUUAGGAGCCAACUGGGCAUAUAUAUUAGGAUAUUAUUGGCUAUGUCUGAGGGAAAGGAUGGCCAAAGUCCUGUGAUAGAUUGUCUGGGGUGUGUUACUGCAUUGCGCCCACUGAUUGAGGAAACCAGACCCACCACAAUCCUGACCAGGAUAAAGCAGUGGUAAGAAAUUUUCAUCAGCCGCUCUAUGCCAAUGCCAAUCCACCAUAGGGCCUUGGUCACACCACCUCUUCCUCAGACAUAGCCAAUCAUUUCUGUAUAGAUGCCUGGCUGUUCAAUGAGUAGCGUAACAGAACACUGCACUAACAAAGCUUCUAGAAAGUCUUUAAUGUUGUUUUACUGACAUUUUAGUGUCUGUUUAAAGUCUCCAACCAGGGUUAGUUUGAAGUGCAUGUGUCUAGAACCUUGUGAACUAAGAUUAGUCAUAACUAAAAUAUUGUUUUAAUAUAAGUAAACACAGUCUCUGCUCUUUGAAGAUCAAAAAAUCUAUUAAAAACAUCUGGAAAUGUUCUUUAAUCCAGCUUUUUGUGUGGAAAUCAUCAUUUUACCCCGUUCGGCAUGGUUUUCGAUCACCACUAUGUACAGUAUGUGCAUGUGACAGGUGGGUUUGGUUAAGCUCAAGGCUGCAACAGAGGGGAGGAGAUUGGGGGAUGAAGUCGAGAGUUAAUUAGGGGUUAACUAAAAACCUGCUGUUUUUGUUUAUUUGUGUAUU